Molecule: messenger RNA, 5933 nt
Organism: Nothobranchius furzeri (turquoise killifish)
Lineage: Eukaryota; Metazoa; Chordata; Actinopteri; Cyprinodontiformes; Nothobranchiidae
Gene: col4a2
Product: collagen, type IV, alpha 2
Biological process (GO): glomerular basement membrane development; collagen-activated tyrosine kinase receptor signaling pathway
Cellular component (GO): collagen type IV trimer
Molecular function (GO): extracellular matrix structural constituent conferring tensile strength
Source: RefSeq, a predicted model, not a curated record
UCUGCUGCACCACACCCCCCACCCAUCUCUCCCUCCCCAGAACGACCACCCUCACCCAGAAGAAACCCUUUCAUACAAACACUUUAACUGUUCUCGCUAAGCAGAGGGGUCUGCUCGGUGCACUUUUGGUGCUUUUGCUGGAAAUUAAAACGCAGUUUUUGGCGCAACAGGUGACAGUUGAGAAACUUUUUUUCCGCCCUUGGAAUCAGAGCAUCAUCACCGCAGCGGGCGUGAUUAUAAGAGAGUGUUGGGAAGCCAUGCUGUAACGUGAAGAAACGGAACUUGAGUUUACGGAGCGUUUGGAGUGAGACCAUGCAGACGCAGCGCAGCAGAGGACAGAGAAAUCAGAGGCUGCUGCUUCUGUGCCUCUCUCUCACCAUUCUCUACCCCGGAGUUGACGCAGGUGGGAAGAAGCACAGUGGCCCGUGUGGAGGAAGAGACUGCAGCGGAGGCUGUCAAUGCUUCCCAGAGAAGGGUGCCAGGGGUCUACCUGGGCCUCUUGGUCCUCAGGGCUUUGUGGGUCCAGUGGGUCGACCAGGAGAUCCUGGUAUUCAGGGACCAAAGGGGCAGAAAGGUGACCAAGGAAUUGGUGGCAUCGUAGGUCCUAAAGGCAGUAUGGGAAUGACCGGCGUUCCAGGGUUCGAUGGACUCGAUGGUAUUCCGGGCCAUCCGGGACAGGCCGGGCCCAGAGGAAGGCCAGGAGCAGACGGCUGUAACGGGACUCAUGGUGAAUCAGGACUACCUGGACUUCCCGGCUUCAUCGGACCACCUGGAACUCUUGGACAACAAGGAAGAAAGGGGGAGAAGGGGGACACUCUGGACAUCAAAGUGUUCAUGCAGCGCUUCAGGGGCGAUCCAGGCACACCGGGAUCCAGUGGAAUAUUUGGGCCAAUGGGAGAACGAGGAUGGGAAGGUAACAGAGGCCCAAUAGGACCAAAGGGUCCUCCUGGUCCUCCAGGUCCCCCAGGGCCAAAGGGCACAAUGACCAAAUAUUUAAAGGGAGUCAAAGGAGAACCGGGUGACAUCGGACCACAAGGGCCGCCAGGAAACUACACGACUCAGCAGCGUCAGCCGAUCCCUGGACAACCUGGAUUAAAAGGUGACAAAGGAGAAAUAGGAGCUCUGGCUGACAACAAAGGAGAAACUGGUAUGAUGGGAAACGCUGGAUUGCGAGGUGACAGUGGUAGAGAUGGGCUUACUGGACUGAGGGGCGAUCCUGGUGAACCAGGACCGACAGGCAGAGAUGGCACUAAGGGAGUCAGAGGUGAUCCAGGAGAGUUGAUUUCAUCGGGAUCUUGGUUUACACCUGAUGGUCCCCCUGGACCCCCUGGUGAGACUGGUCCACAAGGAGAGAGGGGUCCAAUUGGAGACCAGGGUUUUCCUGGACCACCUGGACCUCCUGCUUCUGACUCACAACAACAGCAAGUGUGGGACUUCUUUGGACCGUUUGGCUUUACUGGAGACAAAGGAGACAAAGGUCAACGAGGAGAACGAGGAUGGCCUGCUGUCUUUGCAGGACCCCCAGGAAUCGAUGGGCGUGUUGGGCCAAUAGGACCGCCAGGACCGAAAGCAUCGUUGGAAGUGUUGUUUGCUGGAGAUCCAGGAUGGAGGGGACAACCUGGAAGGGGAGGCUUAAAGGGACAGAAAGGCGAUCAUGGACAAUGUGAGUGCAAGCUCGGAAACUUCCAGCGUGGUUUGCCUGGUCCUGCUGGCGAUCCCGGGGAUGCUGGGAUAAUUGGAGAGUUUGGUCGUGAGGGUGAUUUGGGAGACACGGGUCCCAGAGGACAGGAUGGACUUCCUGGAUCUCCUGGUACCAAUGGCCUUCAAGGACCAAAAGGUCGAAAAGGAAACACAACUGUUGCCACACAAAAAGGCCUCCCUGGUGACCCUGGAGAAGCAGGAAAAGAUGGUCCCGCAGGAGUCCCCGGUUCUCCAGGCCCAGACGGGCUUUCUGGUUUCCCUGGCAACCGUGGUUUGCCAGGAGAAGGACCCAGAGGGCAACAUGGGGACAAGGGGUACCCAGGGCGGCCUGGUGCACCAGGUGCAGCCGGGCUUAGGGGAGUCCCGGGUCAAGAUGUUACAGGUAUCAAAGGACAGCGGGGUUUACCUGGAGAUGAUGGUAUCUCCGGCUACGUUGGAGUUCCAGGCACACCCGGAGCUCCAGGCGGCUGUAGUCCAACAGGAGAAGGAGGACAGGUGGAUGUCACAGGCCCUUGCCAACCUGUUCCAGGACCUCCAGGUCUCCCUGGAGUUCCAGGGGUCAGUGGACCACCAGGUGCACAAGGACUUCCUGGACUAAAGGGGGCAGUUGGUGUAGCUGGAGCCAAGGGAGAAAAGGGGGAGCAGGGGGAGCAGGGCACAGGUGGCAGUUCUGGACCACCAGGUUUUCCUGGUCCUCGUGGAGAUCAUGGAGUUCCUGGCAGAAAAGGUUCCAUAGGAGUUCCCGGUUUUCCAGGUCAUUCUGGUCGAUAUGGUGUUCAGGGUGAAAAGGGUAGUCAUGGUGAAGUAUUAGGAGCAUCACCUGGAUCCCAGGGUGAUCCAGGACUACCAGGUGAUCAAGGUGAAAAAGGCCCAAUUGGAAAUCCAGGGAAUCCAGGCUACUCGGGUAUGGGGGGCAUGCCUGGUAUGAUCGGCUUUAAGGGGGAGAAAGGUUCCCCAGGCCUGAUAGGGGAAGAGGGACGACCUGGGCCAGCAGGGACACACGGUUUCCCUGGGGAUCCAGGAAGAGUGGGUCUGCCUGGGCCAUUUGGUGAAACUGGCCAGCCAGGAAUCACAGGGGACAGAGGAACACAAGGAGAUCCUGGUCCUCCAGGUCCAACAGGAUUAAAAGGGACACCAGGUGAACAUGGUGAUUUUGGUGCCACUGGAGAGCCCGGCCUACCAGGUGACCCAGGGCAACCAGGUGGAAGUGGACGACCAGGACAUCCAGGAUUGAAGGGAAGCAAGGGGUCUCACGGCAUGUCAGGAUUUGAGGGAAUGAUGGGUAAUCCAGGGCAGAAGGGUCUAGGUGGGCUUAAAGGAGAAGCUGGAGUGAGCGGUGAAGUUGGUCUCAAAGGACUUUUAGGCAAACAGGGAGCAAAAGGUGAGCGUGGUCUGACAGGGCCACGUGGGGCCAUUGCUGUUCAAAUGCUUGUCAACGUGAAGGGAGCCAAGGGAGACCACGGACAUCAAGGCAUGCCAGGGUUCACUGGGCCAAGAGGUUCAAAAGGAGUAUAUGGUGUGCCAGGAUUUCCUGGAUCAGAUGGUCUUCCAGGAGAACCCAGCAAAGAGAAAGGUCAGCGAGGUGAUCCCGGAGCACAGGGGUUACCCGGCUUCAAAGGAAUGCCAGGUAUAACAGGAAACAGAGGAAUCACGGGCUUCGAGGGAAUGUCUGGCAACAAGGGAAUCAAAGGAAGUCCUGGUGCCUAUGGAGCAUUAGGUGAAGAUGGAAGGAAGGGGGCCAAAGGUGAUAAAGGCCUUCGCAUAGACCUUCCAGGAAACCCUGGACUAAGAGGAGAGGAUGGAUUUGCAGGGGAACCAGGUCUGAAGGGAUUAAGUGGACCAACUGGGGACAUGGGUCCUACUGGUUUUGAUGGCAUUGAGGGAAUAAAGGGAACAGUGGGUGAUCCAGGACUAGCGGGAAUUCCAGGCUCAGAUGGACAGAAAGGUACUCCUGGUAAUCAAGGUCAAAAGGGUUUCCCUGGAAUUCCUGGGAAAGAGGGACAACCGGGCUUCCCUGGCUUCUCUGGAAUCAAAGGUUAUCCUGGACUUAAGGGUCUCUAUGGGCUACAUGGUCUAAAGGGUCACAAAGGGGACCAAGGAACACCAGGUUUGGAGGGUUUUGGACGCCCUGGGGAGCCGGGACAUAAAGGGCAAAAGGGGGAGGGCGGAGUCCACAAUGACCAGCCAGGUUUUCCAGGUGCAGUGGGUUCUAAAGGUUACCAGGGGCCUCAAGGUGACAUUGGCCAUCCUGGACAGCCAGGACUCCCAGGACUUGCGGGACCAGAUGGGACCCCAGACAUACCAGGACAGAGAGGAGAUCCUGGAUUUUCAGGACCAACAGGACAUCAAGGUGUUCCUGGUUCCAGAGGAUUGCCAGGCUUGGAUGCUCUUCCGGGAGAAAGGGGUGUACAAGGAGAACCCGGGGCUCCUGGAUUCCCGGGUACUAAAGGAUUCAGAGGGGAUCCAGGUCAAUCUGGAUACAAAGGCCCCCACGGUGUCUCUGGAAGAAAAGGGGUGAAAGGAGAUCAAGGUGUCAUGGGGGUUCCUGGUCAGAUUGGAACAAAAGGAGAUAGAGGACCAUCGGGUCCGAAAGGAAACACUGGAAUACCAGGCUUUCCUGGACCAACAGGUAACCGAGGUCCUGCCCCGUUACCUGUUAUAACUCCAGGUGAGAGGGGUCCUCCAGGAGUGCAGGGUAUCAUGGGACCAAAGGGGAACAGAGGAGAACCAGGACCACAAGGGCCACCUGGAGAUUCAGGGUUCAUGGGGCCCAUUGGAGAGAGAGGCAUGCCUGGGAUUAGUGGUACUCCUGGAGUUCCUGGAUUCCGUGGAGAACCUGGACAUAUGGGUCACUUCGGUCUGCAGGGCAAGGAAGGGUACCGUGGUAACCCUGGUAUCCCCGGGUUUCCUGGUAUGCCUGGCCGCAGUGUCAGCGUUGGUUACUUGCUAGUGAAACACAGUCAGUCAGACCAGACCCCCAUGUGUCCCGUGGGAAUGUCCAAACUGUGGGAUGGCUACAGCCUACUGUACUUCGAGGGCCAGGAAAAGGCCCACAACCAAGAUCUUGGUUUGGCGGGUUCCUGCCUCCCGAGGUUCAGCACUAUGCCCUUCCUCUACUGUAACCCCGGAGACCUUUGCUAUUACGCCAGCAGAAACGAUAAGUCCUUUUGGCUCUCUACCACUGCGUCUCUUCCCAUGAUGCCCGUUGAGGAAUCAGAAAUCAAACCAUACAUCAGUCGCUGCUCCGUAUGUGAAGCGCCAUCAGUGGCGAUUGCAGUUCACAGUCAAGACAUCACCAUCCCACAGUGUCCUGCAGGAUGGCGCAGCCUGUGGAUUGGCUACUCCUUCCUCAUGCACACAGCAGCAGGAAACGAAGGCGGUGGCCAGUCCUUGUCGUCUCCCGGUUCCUGCCUGGAGGACUUCCGCACGGCUCCAUUCAUUGAGUGCAACGGGGCCAAAGGCACGUGUCACUACUUCGCUAACAAAUACAGCUUCUGGCUGACCACUACGGAGCAGGAGUUCCACUCUCAGCCGGCAUCACAGACACUCAAAGCGGGCCAGCUUCUUUCACACAUCAGCCGCUGUCAGGUCUGCAUGAAGAACCUGUGAGGGACGCCUCACCACAGCUCCAACAGCAAGAUCGGAUCUGAUCCAAUCAGACUACAAGGAGACUUGUAUGAUUCUCCUGAGCUAUGCAAGGACUCUGUGAUGCCUUCAGGAUGCACUGUAAAUAAAACAAUUGUCCAGCAAUACGAACAGCAAAAUUAUGGGACAAAUGUUAAUAUGUUGUGUUAAAUGUCUACAGGUGCUUUAUUUUUAACUUAUUACCUCAGCUAUGAUUAUUAACCAUCAGAAACUACAGCGGAACCAAAGAUGCACAUAUCCAUAUAAACAUGAAGCCACUAACUGCCUGUCAGCCACAAUUUUUUUAAGCCUGGUUUGUUUUUCUGACGCUUGUACAAAGCAUAGAUUUUUUAAAUUACAGUUAUCUUUUAAUGCAUUUAACAUCAACUGCAGAAUUAUCUUGUUGUCCACAAAAUGCACUGAUUCUGUUUAUGUUGUGAAUGAACAUUUGUAAAAGUCAAUCUUUCCAUGCUUCCCUCAUUUUUAUCAACAGAUUUAGUUGCAUAAAUAUUUGGAGGAUCACAAAUCAGUUCAGAGUUUGACAUAAAUGCUAAAUGUUUUGCAUCAAGUCAACUGUUUAAAAAUUCACAAAUAAAACAUAAAAAUGG